AAUACAGAUCACGCUUCUUCAGGCUGUUAGAACUCUUUUUGUCAUCUGCGUAAGUAGGCUUCUAAAGCUUUUUGAAAAUUGACAGAUGCUAAAUGAUGUAACUUCACUCAUUAGAUACCUUCCCGCUGCUUUGAUUGCUGCUUAUAUUAAACGUAUGGCCCGUUUAUCGCUUACUGCCCCUCCAGCUGCCUGUGUUAUUAUCAUACCGUUUAUUUAUAACUUGUUAAAACGACACCCGACUUGUAUGUCUCUAAUCCAUAGUAAUAAGGCGAUCAACGAGGAAAAUGAUCCUUUUGAUAUGAACGAUAUGAAUCCAUAUGAAUGCAAAGCGAUUGAUUCCUCCUUAUGGGAAGUUCAAACCCUAAGCCAACAUUAUUAUGCCAAUGUAGCUACACUUGCUAAAAUUUUUGGUGAACAAUUCUUGAAGCCCAAAUACAAUUUGGAAGAUUUUUUGGAUCAUACUUAUAUAUCGGUAAGAUUCGAACGCUGAGUCAACAAAUUAUCUUUAGUGAAAUCGGUUAUUAAUUUUCUGUCAUAGUUCUUCGAAACGGAAAUCAAUAGAA
Molecule: messenger RNA, 563 nt
Organism: Mycotypha africana
Lineage: Eukaryota; Fungi; Mucoromycota; Mucoromycetes; Mucorales; Mycotyphaceae
Product: CBF/Mak21 family-domain-containing protein
Exons: 1
Coding region: 86-490 (134 amino acids)
Biological process (GO): ribosome biogenesis
Cellular component (GO): nucleolus; small-subunit processome; Noc4p-Nop14p complex
Source: RefSeq, a predicted model, not a curated record